CUCUGUGACGAUGUAGUAGUUCCUGUAAAAUGGCGGCCCGCUGAGAGAGGGCAACAUUUGAUGUUUAUAGGGUAAAUGAUGGAGCCGUAGCUUUGAGUUUUGAGUGUAAAAUGCUUGUAGCCGUGUUCUCGAGGUGGCCCGUCUGUCAGGCGGCAGUGAGAGCAGCGGUCCGGAGCAGCAGAUACUACGGGAAGCUACAGCCGUCAGCCAGUCAGGCCGAGCGAUUGAGGAUAUUUGAGUCUCUGCGUGACCGGCAAGUGCAGGUGACUGGGGAUACAUCAGGACAAAAUCUGACCAUCCGAUUGGCUGAUGGCAGAACACUGAAUGGUUCCGCUGGUGUGACCGCACCGUUACAGAUCGCCCAGAAUGAACGUUUUAAAGGUGCAGUGGUGAGCAGAGUAAAUGGGGAUUUAUGGGAUCUAUGUCGCCCUCUUGUGGAGGACUGUGAACUGCAGCUGCUGGGUUUUGAUUCAGUGGAGGGGAAACAGGUGGUGUGGCGCACAGGAGCGUGUGUGUUAGGGAGUGUGAUGGAGAAUCACUUCAGUGCUCUUGUGUGUCGAGAGGGAGUGUCUGACAUGGGCCUGUACUGCGAUUAUCAGCUACAAAACAACGCUCUCUCUCUGUUGGAGGUGGAGCAGAGGUGUAAGCAGACGGCUGCUGGGAAGAUGCCCAUCAUCAAGCUUGAGAUCACUGCACAGGAACUGAAAGAGCUCUUCCAGGAUGAUGCUGUCAGACUGCAGCUGGCUGAAGAGCAGAUAAUGGGGGAAACAGUCAGCGUCUACAGGUGUGGAGACAGUGUGGGUGUGUGUUCAGGUGUUCUUCUGCCACACACAGGCUUCCUGAAGGCCUUCAAGAUGCUCCAGGUGUCUCCUGUAACUUUGUCCGGUUCAACAGAGGCUUCAGAUAUCCUCAGGAUGAUUGGAGUUGCUUUUCCAGGAGAAAGAGAACGAGAGGAAUGGGAGAGAGAACAGGAGGAGGCCAGAAAGAGAGACCACAGGAGAAUCGGGAAGGCGCAGGAGUUGUUCUUCUUUCAUGAUGUCAGUCCUGGCAGCUGUUUCUUCAUGCCUAAAGGAGCUCAUAUAUACAAUACGCUCACUGACUUUAUAAAGAGUGAGUACAGGAGGCGGGGCUUCAGUGAGGUUGUGACUCCAACCCUGUACAGCACAUCUCUGUGGGAGCGAUCAGGUCACUGGGAGCAUUACAGUGAGAACAUGUUCACAGUGACAUGUGAGCCGCACACCUUCGCUCUCAAACCUAUGAACUGCCCCGCUCACUGUUUGAUGUACGAGCAGAGGGUGCGUUCUUGGCGUGAGCUUCCCAUCCGCUGGGCAGAUUUUGGAGCGUUGCACCGUAAUGAACACUCGGGGGCGCUGGGGGGUUUAACCAGAGUCCGACGCUUCUGCCAGGACGACGCGCACAUCUUCUGCACCCCAGAACAGCUGGAGGAGGAGAUCACGGCAUGUUUGGACUUUGUGAGGAGCGUAUAUCGCGUCUUCGGUUUCUCCUUUCACUGUCUCCUCUCCACACGACCCACGCCCUGUCUGGGAGAGCCCGCCCUCUGGGACUGUGCUGAACAGCAGUUGGAGAGCAGUCUCAAGCAGUUUGAGGAGCACUGGGAGUUAAACCCCGGAGAUGGGGCGUUUUAUGGACCCAAGAUCGACAUCCAGAUACGGGAUGCCCUGGGCCGACAGCACCAGUGUGCCACGAUUCAGCUGGACUUCCAGCUGCCCAUCAGAUUUAACCUGCAGUAUAUUGGGGCUGAUGGGCAGAUGCACAGGCCGAUCAUGAUACACCGGGCAGUGCUGGGGUCCUUGGAGAGGAUGAUCGCCAUCCUGGCCGAAAACUUUGGAGGGAAAUGGCCUUUCUGGCUGUCUCCAGCACAGGUGAUGGUUGUGCCAGUAGGAGGCGACAGUGAGACAUAUGGCCAAGAGGUGGUCUGCAGACUGAGGGAAGCUGGGUUCAUGGCUGAUAUUGAUGAUGAUCGUGGCAACACCUUAAAUAAGAAAAUCCGCUCUGCGCAGCUUGCACAGUACAAUUAUAUAUUCGUGGUCGGAGAGAAAGAGCGUGAAAGCGGGAGCGUGAGCGUGCGGACGAGAGGAGGGAAGCAGCUCGGGCAGAAACCACUGGAGGAUGUGAUGAGGUCACUGACUGAACUCGGACAGAGACGCAGCGGUCAGGAGGAGCUUUAAAUGUGAGCCAGAGAUACGAGACGCACAUUCAUUUCACCAGUGGAUCUCUGAGCCUGUGAGGAUUAUUUUUUAUUUUAUUUUUUAUUUAGAAUAAGAUAAUAAAUUACUUUUUAUAUUCA
Molecule: messenger RNA, 2308 nt
Organism: Rhinichthys klamathensis goyatoka
Lineage: Eukaryota; Metazoa; Chordata; Actinopteri; Cypriniformes; Leuciscidae
Gene: tars2
Product: threonyl-tRNA synthetase 2, mitochondrial
Exons: 18
Coding region: 111-2189 (692 amino acids)
Biological process (GO): threonyl-tRNA aminoacylation
Cellular component (GO): cytoplasm
Molecular function (GO): ATP binding; threonine-tRNA ligase activity
Source: RefSeq, a predicted model, not a curated record